Molecule: messenger RNA, 2454 nt
Organism: Peromyscus californicus insignis
Lineage: Eukaryota; Metazoa; Chordata; Mammalia; Rodentia; Cricetidae
Product: transmembrane ascorbate-dependent reductase CYB561
Exons: 6
Coding region: 149-901 (250 amino acids)
Cellular component (GO): lysosomal membrane
Molecular function (GO): oxidoreductase activity
Source: RefSeq, a predicted model, not a curated record
CUGGAGGCGGAGCUGGAGCUGACCCCACUGGAGGAGCUGGCAGACCCCGGCCCGGCACAGCCAGAGCACCAGCAGCAGCUAGUGUUGGGGAAGCUGCUCUCACAGCUUCUGUUUGCUGCUGCCACGCACCUUCUGCCGGGGUCUCAACAUGGAGCACGGUGCCUCCUCCGUACCUGGUGCGUUGCCAUACUACGUGGCUUUCUCCCAGCUGCUGGGCCUCACCGUGGUGGCUGUGACUGGUGCGUGGCUGGGUCUCUACCGAGGUGGUAUUGCCUGGGAAAGCUCUCUGCAGUUUAACGUGCACCCGCUCUGCAUGGUCAUAGGCAUGAUCUUCCUACAAGGAGAUGCUCUGCUGGUGUACCGUGUCUUCAGAAAAGAAGCCAAACGCACGACCAAGAUCCUGCAUGGACUGCUCCAUGUUGCUGCCUUCAUCAUCGCCCUGGUGGGCUUGGUGGCCGUGUUCGACUACCACAAGAAGAAGGGCUAUGCUGACCUGUACAGCUUGCACAGCUGGUGUGGGCUCACAGUCUUUAUUCUGUACUUUGUGCAGUGGCUCAUGGGUUUCAGCUUCUUCCUGUUCCCCGGAGCUUCGUUCUCUCUGCGGAGCCGUUACCGCCCCCAGCACAUCUUCUUCGGUGCCGUCAUAUUCCUCCUUUCUGUGGGCACAGCCCUCCUGGGCCUGAAGGAGGCCCUGCUCUUCAAACUCGGGACCAAGUACAGCACGUUUGAACCUGAGGGGCUCCUGGCCAACAUGCUGGGCCUGCUGCUGGUCUGUUUUGGGGUGGUUGUGCUCUACAUCUUGGCUCAAGCUGACUGGAAGCGGCCUUCCCAGGCUGAAGAGCAAGCCCUCUCCAUGGACUUCAAGACCCUGACAGAGGGAGACAGCCCCAGUCCCCAGUGAUGGCCUUGGGUGGUCCUCCUGGUUCUGUGGGUUCCCAGAUGUCUUUCUGUUCCUCCGUGCAGAACCUGAGUCUUUAGGUCCGGGAGUGCGGGUCAUCAAUGUUAGUUUAGUGGGGUUCCAUGUUUUGGGGUUGUCCUCUGCUUUCCCUUUCUCGCUUGUGGCUUUUGAUGCAUCCUGUGAGCCCUGUGUAGGCCCUGCCUGUACCCGCUGUUGCCCUUUCACAUGCAGAAAGCUUAGUCAGGGGUUCUGGGGGUCAAGCCUGGUCUUGAUCCUUAGGGGAGCUCCACCCUCCAGGCAGCAGAUGGCUGGGGCUGGGCCUGAGGAACUGGCAUGGAAAGCCAAGACUGUUGCUUGUGUAUUCAACCCUGGAGUCCCAGCAGUUCGGGAAGCACGUGUCCUUGGCAGUAGAGCAAGUGAUAUUAUGUGUAAAGUAUGCUGGUGUUCAGAAUAAGGUCCCCCAGAAGGGCUGAGUAUGUCCCGAAGGAGCCCUGCCAUGUGGUUUGGCCACAGUCGCAGAUCUUUCUGUUCUUUAAUCCCUAAAUAGGCUUUUCAGGGAAGGGGUUAGGUGCUCAGAAUGCAGGUAUGUACCUGCCCUGGUGGACAAGGAGGGCAGGCUGCUGGCGGUGAGGGGCCUCCUGACCUCCAGCUGCCCUGACAGUUCCUCCCUCCAACAGGUUCUGAGCCUGCCCAGGCUGGCCUGCAGAAGGAAACCAGGGCUCAGCCUGCUGUUUGUCUUGCUCUCCAGGGGGCUGCUGGGGUGCCUGGCUUGGCUGGAGCAUUACUGUCCUCCCACACCCGGGUCUAUCUUCGCAGGACAACAGGACUGGGGUAGAGGAAUGGGUUUUGUCCCCUGUGGUGUCUGCACACAGCCAACCCCCACUGCGUUGUGUUGUUAGCUGAGUCACUGUUUGGCUUGAGUCUAGAAAUAAUGUGAUUAGAGCAUUGAUCUCAUGCUUCUUGGGCUUGGCACAGGCUCUCUCUCCUCUCCAGGAGCCUCACGGUUUGUGACAGACACGGUUAACUUAACAACGGGAAAUGAGCAGUUUCUGAACCUGACAAUUUCUUUAGGUCAACAGGCUGGUCUUCUGUCAGAUUUCUAAGAACUAUGCUUCAGGUGAUGUUUCUUUCCCCAGCUGGGGUGGAGCCCCUCUCCCUGGGGCUGCCCAUCACCCUGGCCUCCUCUUGUAUCUUUCCAGUUGCCAGGAUGAUGAGGUUUCCCUCCAGUGUCGACUGCAUCUGCUGCAAGGAUAGGGAUCUUAUCAAUUCUUUCAUCAGCCGGCACACUUGUAUAGUCAAAUGUUUACAUGUGGGAGACUGGUCCUUAGACAGAGCACUGAGUACCAUUGUGAAUCUCCCUUGCCAGACUACACAGAAAAUGACAACUUCGAGAGCCUGUAAACUAGUCUUUUUGCCAAAGUGUGUGAUGCAUGACUAAGGACCAAAGAAGGCCCCUAGCAGAUGUGUGCGGUUUCUUCUGUUUGCCUGUGGCUGUCUCCUGUGACGUACAGAGUGUUGUUGGUGCAACAGAUGAAUCAAUAAAUGUCUACAGCAGA